Messenger RNA from Miniopterus natalensis, 1772 nucleotides. It is a transcript of the gene B3GALT4, whose product is annotated as beta-1,3-galactosyltransferase 4. Lineage: Eukaryota; Metazoa; Chordata; Mammalia; Chiroptera; Miniopteridae. Gene Ontology annotation, cellular component: Golgi membrane. Gene Ontology annotation, molecular function: hexosyltransferase activity. The record is from RefSeq and is a predicted model, not a curated record. Gene Ontology annotation, biological process: protein O-linked glycosylation.
CAGUCCAGGCACCUUCCGGUGCUGGUGUCCCAGGCGCUCCACUCGUCCCCUCCCGGGCGCGGUCGGCGAGGGACGCGGGCUGCCGAGAGCCGGUCCGCGCCCAGCCGCCCUCCAUCUUUCCCCGCAGGUUCCCGCCGCGUGCGCCACACCAUGCCCCGCGGACUCUUCCGGCGCCUUCUCCUCGCCGCCCUGCUGCUGGUGAUCGUCUGGACCCUCUUCGGGCCCUCGGGUCUCGGGGAGGAGCUGCUGAGCCUCUCGCUGGCCUCCCUGCUCCCAGCACCGGCCUCGCCAGGGCCGCCCCUGGUCCUGCCCCGUCUCUUGAUCCCCAACGAGGACGCCUGUCGUGGCCCUGGCGCCCCUCCCUUCCUGCUCAUCCUGGUGUGCACGGCCCCGGAGAACCUGAACCAAAGAAACGCCAUUCGGGCCUCGUGGGGCGGGCAGCGCAAGGCCCGAGGGCUUAGGGUGCGCACUCUCUUUCUUCUGGGAGAGCCCGGCAGGCAGCAACCCAACGGGGGCUCCCCUGCGAACGACCUGGCACGGGAGUCAGCGGCCCAGGGGGACCUACUGCAGGCGGCCUUCCGAGACUCCUACCGCAACCUUACCCUCAAGACGCUCACGGGGCUGAACUGGGCGGACAAACACUGCCCCUUGGCCCGCUACGUCCUCAAGACCGACGAUGAUGUGUUUGUCAACGUCCCGGAACUGGUAUCAGAGCUGGUCCAGCGAGGGGGCCGUUGGGAGCCACGGGAGAAGGGCGUGGAGCCCCAGGGAGAGGCCGAGUCUGGAGAUGAAGAGUGGGGUGGAGGCAGCCCCACCCUGGGGAGUCAGCCCAUGCCUCUUUUGUACCUGGGACGUGUGCACUGGCGGGUGCACCCCUCUCGGACACCAGGGGGCAAGCACCAAAUAUCAGAGGAGCAGUGGCCUCCCACCUGGGGCCCUUUUCCACCCUAUGCCUCAGGAACAGGGUAUGUGCUGUCAGCUUCUGCUGUGCAUCUCAUUCUCAAAAUGGCCAGCAGGGCACCCUUUCUGCCACUGGAAGAUGUCUUUGUGGGGGUAAGUGCCCGACGAGGAGGCCUCUCCCCAACCCACAGUGUCAAGCUAGCUGGCGCCACCCACUAUCCCCUGGACCGGUGCUGCUAUGGGAAAUUCCUGCUGACAUCCCAUAGGUUGGACCCCUGGAAAAUGGAGGAAGCCUGGAAGCUGGUGGGCAGCUCUGAUGGGAAAAGGACUGCACCCUUCUGCUCCUGGCUCCAGGGAUUCCUGGGCAUCCUGCGGUGUCGGGUAAUAGCCUGGCUUCACAGCUGAGAGGAACUGGGCCGUAGGAGAAGAGUGAGGACCUCAGGGUCCAGUCAGCAUCCUCACAACCUUUUUCCCAGGCCCAAGGCAACUGGCUGCAACUGAACAGUUCCCCUCCACCAGAUGCUCAGUCUGUCACUGAAGACAGGAUACAGGGGAAACCCAGGGCCUGGCCUACCAGCCCCAAAGAUGAACAUCAGGAGAGUAAAACAAUGUUGGAGUCAUCCCCCCAUCCAUGGCAGGAGAGAGGCAUUUAUUGAGGAGCCCCUCAAUAAACCUGUCUUUCUACUUCUUUGAGUGCAGUGUGAUCCUCACCAGGAGUCCCGGCACACAAACCUGGGGAGCCCGGACAAUGCCAGACCCUGCUGACUGGGAAGCACAUCUCCAGGGACUUGGGAGAGAGGACAGCCUCUCUGAGGAGAAAGGCCCCUGAAGAGCAAAGAUAAGGCCAUAUCAACCGCAAGACAUGGGUGGGG